Messenger RNA from Malania oleifera, 1733 nucleotides. RefSeq names its product protein ELC-like. Gene Ontology annotation, biological process: protein transport; protein modification process; endosome to lysosome transport. The record is from RefSeq and is a predicted model, not a curated record. Gene Ontology annotation, cellular component: ESCRT I complex. NCBI's taxonomy places the organism in Eukaryota, Viridiplantae, Streptophyta, Magnoliopsida, Santalales, Ximeniaceae. Bases 253 to 1479 code for a protein of 408 amino acids. The transcript has a single exon. Gene Ontology annotation, molecular function: ubiquitin binding.
GUUGAAAAGUUGAAGAUAGUGAGAAGCAACAGUUCCACACGGAUCCAUUCCAUGGCAUAGCAGACGCGAAUCGAUCAGCAUCGGCCAUCCCUAAGCAACCCUCACCUUCCUCCCUCCUUCCUUCUCACUUCAAUUCUCCCAAACCUCUCUCUUCUCUCUCCACUCCAGUCCAGUCCCUCUCUACCCCAUAGAAUCUCUCUCUCUCUGUCUCUCUCUCUCUCUAAAACUCCAUCAUCGCCAUUAGCACCACCAAUGGUGACCCAGCAAUUCCUGAACAGCGUGCUCUCCCAGCGAGGCCCCUCGGCCCUCCCCUACUCGGAAGACGUCAAAUGGCUCAUCCGCCAACACAUCCUCUCCCUUAACCAAGCCUUCCCCUCUCUCCACCCAGAGACCGCCACCUUCACCCACAACGACGGUCGCUCCGUCAACCUCCUCCGCGCCGAUGGCACCAUCCCCAUGCCCUUCCACGGAGUCACCUACAACAUCCCCGUCGUCAUCUGGCUCAUGGAGUCCUACCCCCGUCACCCUCCCUGCGUCUAUGUCAAUCCCACUCGCGACAUGAUCAUCAAGCGCCCUCACUCCCACGUCAACCCCUCCGGCCUCGUCUCCAUCCCCUACCUCCACAAUUGGGUCUAUCCCAGCUCCAAUCUCGUCGAUCUCGCCACCGAGCUCAGCCGCAUGUUCAGCCGCGACCCCCCGCUCUACUCUCGCCGCCCCAACACUAAUCCUAACCCUAACCCUAAUCCGCCUUCCAAUCACCCCGGCGCAUAUCCCAAUCCGAGCCCCAACCCAACUGGGUAUUCCUCCGUUUCGUCGAAUUCGAUGAAUUCGGCGGCGAUCCCGCCAAGGGUGUAUCCUCCGUCGCCGUACGGGGCCUCCGGCGGGGCGAGGAUUCCACCGCCGUCGCCGCAGCGGCAGACGGAGGAUCCAAACGAGGUGUACAAGAGGAACGCGAUAAACAAGCUUGUGGAGACGCUGCACGGUGAUAUCAUGGGAUUGAGGAAGACGAGAGAGGCUGAAAUGGAAGGGCUUUUUAAUGUGCAGGCAGCACUCAGGCAGAGGGAAGAACAGCUUGGGAAAGGGUUGAGAGAGAUGCUGGAUGAGAAGGAGGGGCUAGAACAGCAAUUGCAAAUGGUUUUGAUGAACAGCGAUGUUUUGGAGGUGUGGCUGAGGGAGAAUGAGGGGAAGAUGACUACUAUGGGGAGUUCAGAUGUGGUUGACGAUGCGUUCGAGCCUUGCGAUGCUCUUUCUAAACAAAUGCUUGAUUGUACUGCAUCGGAUUUAGCUAUAGAGGAUGUAAUUUACUCAUUGGACAAGGCAGUACAGGAGGGUUCCAUACCCUUCGAUCAGUAUUUGAAGAAUGUAAGGUUGUUGUCCCGGGAGCAGUUCUUCCACCGUGCUACAUCUGCAAAAGUUAGGGCUGCACAGAUGCAGGCUCAGGUUGCUAGUAUGGCUGCUAGGGCAUCAUACGUUUCAUGAAAAAAAGUCCAUGACUUGGUCUGCUACGGUGGAUUUUCUGCCAUGGCUGAAGUCAAGUCAGUAUUGUUACCAUGAUCCCUUUCAAUACUGCUAAAGAUAAUAUAGUUUAGGGUUAGUUCUUUUGUGAAGAUAUGUUGGUGUUAAUUUUUUUCCUUUUUUGAUUUGUAUUGAUAAGAGAAAAAAACAUUGAUUUUGUUGCCAUAACACUUGUAAUUGCCUAAUAAUUUAUGUGCCAAAGCUUGUUUUUGUUUCUA